Molecule: messenger RNA, 207 nt
Organism: Rotaria sp. Silwood2
Lineage: Eukaryota; Metazoa; Rotifera; Eurotatoria; Philodinida; Philodinidae
Source: the annotation of a GenBank genome assembly
AUGUUAGAGAAUCAAAAACGUCAGGUGGUUGGUCGACUUAUAAAUUUACGAUCGAGAUCAUCAUCAUCAUCAUCAUCAUCUUCGUCUAUAAUUAGCACGAACACCAUGGCAAUUAGUGUUCCUGUUCCUCGUUCGCCGCACAAACUAUCAAACUCUGGCCGUUCAUCAACUCCUCUAACCGAACAACAACAAGAGACUAUUCGCUGA